Aegilops tauschii subsp. strangulata is the source of this 480-nucleotide messenger RNA. RefSeq lists its product as uncharacterized. The record is from RefSeq and is a predicted model, not a curated record. Lineage: Eukaryota; Viridiplantae; Streptophyta; Magnoliopsida; Poales; Poaceae.
AUGCAUGAUGGCUUACUCGCAACCCUGCGGAACCGCCUAACCAAUUCUGCGUUCAUCGAGCUUGCUACUGUUCUAUCUUUGUUGCAGGACAUCGCUCCCACGGUUCACCCCGACGACAGGUUCCUCACCCACGGCGUCACGUUCUCCGCAUGGUGCGCAUACUCAUUGCUCUCCUCCGCCGACAAGCUCGACCCUCACUCCGACCACAUUUGGAGUUCGAAGGCCACUAUCAAGGUCAAGAUUUUUGCUUGGCUGCUUUUCAGGGAUAGGCUCAACACCAAGGCGAAUCUGCAUCGCAAGACCAUCGCCUCCGACUCCCUCUGCCCGUGGUGUGCCCAUCACCCCGUGGACGCGUCCCACCUUGCCCUCUUCUGCAUUAGGGCGGUCCAGGUGUGGCACCUCCUCGGACUACACCCGCCCCCCGACAUCGACCUCAUUUGGACUACCGUCACUCCGAACGGCCUCGACAUCAACAUCUAG